AUGACCGACGCAAAGCGGAUUGGGUUAUGCGAGGCUUGUGCCAAGUGGGAUCUUAUGCUCUUCUUCUCCGAGGCCAUCGUUGAGUUUGCUUUACUGACAAAGAGAAAAGAAACGGAUUCACGAGGAUGGGGCCGGCCCGAGUUGGCCGAGUUUCGUGCCCUGCAAACACCACAAGUCGCCCCGGAGGACGAGAUCUUUGUUCGUACAUUUCAUCCAGCCCUGCGAGAUUGUGAUCGAGUUUUCGUCUCGGAUCCACGCUACGGUCCUGAGGUUUGGCUCGUGGUUGGCAACUGUACAGCCAAUGUGGUAGCAGGAAGACCUGUCCAUCCGAUGCCCGGAGACAGAAGCAACCUGAAGCCCCAUGGCAUCCUGACUCCACGAUCCCCAUGGAAAGAGGAGUGGCUCUUCCAGACAGACAUCAAUCCACGCAAAUUUCUCUCACAUGAUCAACUGGAUGCCCUUCGAGAGAUUUUUCCCAAAGCUGUUGGAGCAAGAGUACACGCUGCGGGAUACCUGGUCAUGCUUUUUACCUCGUUGUCUGACAUUCAGCAUAUGUACUUGAAUGACUGGGUGAUGGUGGUCGGUGGCUUGAGAGUGAUGUAUGACCUUCUCGAGAUUGAUAUUACCUCCGACACAGUUGCCUCUGGAAUGCCGGUAUCUGGGAGCCCAGAUGCUAUUCAUGGUGACGGCUGCUUAGGGCUCAGGAUCAAGCUGCAAGACGGAACAGAGGGAAUCACGACGGUCACGCAUGGAUUCGUCAAGCAGCCAGACCAGUCUCGUAUGCUGCCUUUUUUCGACUGGAUUUGUAAGAAGAAGGAUUCCCUCCGACGACUGCUAUCUCUGCCAACCCGUGCAGACACCCCGGCAUCUGUGAUGUCUAGAGGCUGGCUAUCGAACUCACCCAUCGGGAAGGAAGUCUGGCUUACUGCGGCCGACAAGCCGACACUGGUUGGUACGAUCACUCAAACAUUCGACAGUCCUAGCCUAGUGUUUCCUUACCCGACCGGUUACCGACACGAUCUCAGCCUAAUCACUAGUGAGAAGUUGCCGCACCUCAUCAGCCCCCCCGGAUACCCAGUUGUGACAGGAUGGGCUGAGUACUCUGAAGCACUCUCGGGUCACCACGUCUACUUGGUGAAGCUGAAUGCUAUCACCCAGAGAUGGGUAGUCGCGGAUGGUACUAUCAAUCCCGCUGCCAUACGGGACGCCGGUGUAAUCGGGACUCAUUACAUGUGGGAUACUGCGUCUCAUACGCAAUCUGCAUCAUUAUUAUGGACAACGGUAGAGCCCACGACGCCAGCUCAGGGUUGGUCGGGCUCUGUUCUGUGCUUGGGAAGUCCAACAGAUGCAGCUAGUCGAGCGUUGGUUUUCCAAAACUACCAGAUGCACUGCACUUGUGACGUCGAUCUCGUCACCGGCGAGAAAAUCGAGACCAUUGUGAAGGCUGGAUUCCUUCUUCCCGAAGCCGUACGCAGCUCGACAAUCAUGUCGGGCUCAGACGAGUACCGCAACCGAGCUUCGGACAGUUACCCUCGCCGGAGUAGAGAGGGCGCAAUGCCUGGCCACCGGGUGUUCACGGCGUAG
This is a messenger RNA of Penicillium diatomitis, 1584 nucleotides long. RefSeq lists its product as uncharacterized. The record is from RefSeq and is a predicted model, not a curated record. The transcript is spliced from 3 exons. Bases 1 to 1584 code for a protein of 527 amino acids. Lineage: Eukaryota; Fungi; Ascomycota; Eurotiomycetes; Eurotiales; Aspergillaceae.